Molecule: messenger RNA, 1506 nt
Organism: Colletotrichum spaethianum
Lineage: Eukaryota; Fungi; Ascomycota; Sordariomycetes; Glomerellales; Glomerellaceae
Product: putative PH domain-containing protein
Exons: 3
Coding region: 1-1506 (501 amino acids)
Biological process (GO): fatty acid metabolic process
Molecular function (GO): medium-chain fatty acid-CoA ligase activity
Source: RefSeq, a predicted model, not a curated record
AUGGCUUUGACUCUUCAAACUGCCAUCAAUGGCCCGGCCAACUCGACGGCCAUCAUCGUGCCGUCCAAGCCCAACCCUCUUACCGUCACCUACGGCGACCUAGUCAAGGAGACCUCGGCCUUCCAGCAGAAGCUGGCCGCUAUCGGCAUCACACGUGGUUCUCCCGUCUCCAUUGCGACCGUCAACUCGUAUGAGUUCAUCGUGUCUUUCUUGGCCGCCUCAUGGCAGCGUGGCAUUGCCGCGCCCCUGAACCCGGCCUACAAGCAAGACGAGUUUGAGUUCUACAUCGAGGACGUCAAGUCUGCCAUCGUCCUAGUUCCCAAGGGCGCAUAUGCUGCUGGUGCCCCCGCCGUAAAGGCUGCGAAGAAGUUCAACGCUGCCGUUGCCGAGACGUACUGGGAUGAGUCCAAGAAGGAGGUCGUGUUGGAUGUCAAGGAUCUGGGUCAGCUCAAGGGCAAGGGACCUGAGAAGGCGUUGAAAGCCGAAGCAGACGACGUUGCCCUGGUGCUGCACACCAGUGGAACAACCUCCAGGCCCAAAGUCAACACUUAUCAGCUGACGAACAAGGACCGUACGAUGCUGGUCAUGCCUCUUUUCCACGUCCACGGUCUUCUGUGCGGUCUCCUCGCACCCCUGGCUUGCGGUGGCUCCAUGGUCGUCCCGUCCAAGUUCUCUGCCACCGAGUUCUGGGAAGACUUCAUUGCCCACAAGGCCAACUGGUACACCGCCGUGCCUACUAUCCACCAGAUUCUCCUCAAGAACCCGACCCCUAACCCGUUGCCCAACAUCCGUUUCAUCCGCUCCUGCUCUUCCCCGCUGUCGCCCACCGUCUUCCACCAGCUCGAGGAGACGUACAAGGCCCCCGUCCUUGAGGCCUACGCAAUGACCGAGGCUGCCCACCAGAUGACCUCUAACCCCCUUCCCCCCGCCAAGCGCAAGCCCGGCACCGUGGGUCUCGGCCAGGGCGUCGACGUGCGCAUCCUUGACGAGGCGGGCAACGAGCUCGCGCAGGGUCAGGAGGGCGAGAUCUGCAUCCGCGGCGAGAACGUUACCAAGGGCUACCUCAACAACGAGAGUGCCAACGCAUCAUCCUUCACCAAGGGCGGCUUCUUCCGCACGGGCGACCAGGGCAAGAAGGAUGAGGACGGCUACAUCAUCAUCACGGGCCGCAUCAAGGAGCUCAUCAACAAGGGCGGCGAGAAGAUCAGCCCCAUCGAGCUCGACAACGUCCUUACGCGCCACCCCGCCGUCUCCGAGGCCGUCAGCUUCGCCAUUCCUGACGACCUGUACGGCCAGGACAUUGGUGUGGCUGUCGUUCUCAAGCCAGGGCAGCAGCUUAAGGGCGACGACUUGAAGAAGUGGGUGCUUGAGAAGCUGGCCAAAUUCAAGGUCCCCAAGAAGAUCUACUUCACUGAGACGAUGCCCAAGACGGCCACCGGCAAGAUCCAGCGCCGCAUCGUUGCCGAGAAGAUGCAGCAGCAAGAGGCACCCAAGGCCAAGUUGUAA